UUAUGCUCUACUGCAGUCUGCAAAGCAGGGCCGUGAAGAUCGGGAGAAACUCCUGAGAGAGAUCCAUAACAUGAGAGAGGAGCUGUACGAUAAGGUUUCGCACGCGGAAAGGACCUACGAUAUCCCUGGCAGGGCAGGCAAACAUAUCAGUCAGCUGCGCGAGGAGCUCGCCGUGCAAGUGGAUCCUAGACCCGGGGACAGCACAUGGCGCAUGAUGCGAGUGCUAAAUCCACUUGAUCGUUGUAUGGGAUUUGUGACUUUGACCUUCAGCUUGUAUGUGCUCAUGGGCAUGGCCGCUGGUAGGAUCGUUGAAUUGCAUCCAGAUGAAAAGCAAUGGAUCAAGAAGAAAAGAGGGGAGGCGCGCAAGCAAAGUGAAACAAAAUGAUUGAGGGCCAUGGUUAUGAACGGCACAGGUCCAAUAAAAGGUUGUU
Triticum urartu is the source of this 431-nucleotide messenger RNA. NCBI's taxonomy places the organism in Eukaryota, Viridiplantae, Streptophyta, Magnoliopsida, Poales, Poaceae. The record is from RefSeq and is a predicted model, not a curated record.